UACCGUAUAUCAUGAACCAUGCAGCGGCGGAGGGCUCCGCUGGAGGGCGCCGCCGAGCUCCUGCAAAACUAGCCGUGCUGAACGUUGGAGCUGUGCUUAAGAUGGCACUGGACGGCCUCGACCAUAUGGAGUUGGAGGAGAGCAAAGGCGGCUCUGGCCUCCGACAGUACUACCUGUCCAAAAUAGAGGAGUUACAGUUGACGGUGAACGAAAAGAGCCAGAAUCUCAGACGUCUGCAGGCCCAGAGGAACGAGCUGAAUGCCAAAGUGCGUCUCCUGCGGGAGGAGCUGCAGCUGCUGCAAGAGCAGGGCUCCUAUGUGGGUGAGGUGGUCCGAGCUAUGGACAAGAAGAAAGUCCUGGUUAAGGUUCAUCCUGAGGGGAAAUUUGUGGUGGAUGUGGACAAGAACAUUGACAUCAAUGAUGUGACUCCAAAUUGCCGUGUAGCACUUCGUAAUGACAGCUACACGCUGCACAAGAUCCUUCCCAACAAAGUGGACCCCCUGGUUUCCCUGAUGAUGGUCGAGAAGGUGCCCGAUUCCACUUACGAGAUGAUUGGCGGCCUGGACAAGCAGAUCAAAGAGAUCAAGGAAGUGAUUGAGUUACCAGUGAAGCAUCCUGAGCUGUUCGAGGCCCUUGGAAUUGCGCAGCCAAAGGGGGUGCUGUUGUAUGGACCACCCGGCACAGGAAAGACCUUGCUGGCCAGAGCUGUGGCUCACCACACAGACUGCACCUUCAUCAGGGUGUCCGGCUCAGAGCUGGUGCAGAAGUUCAUUGGCGAGGGUGCCCGUAUGGUGCGCGAGCUGUUCGUUAUGGCCCGUGAGCAUGCACCUUCCAUCAUCUUCAUGGAUGAGAUCGACUCUAUUGGCUCCUCGCGGCUGGAGGGAGGCUCCGGGGGCGACAGCGAGGUGCAGAGGACCAUGCUGGAGCUCCUCAACCAGCUGGACGGCUUUGAGGCCACCAAGAACAUUAAGGUCAUCAUGGCCACUAAUCGCAUUGACAUUCUGGACUCGGCUCUGCUGAGACCUGGCCGCAUCGACAGGAAGAUAGAGUUCCCCCCUCCCAACGAGGAGGCUCGUUUGGACAUUCUGAAGAUCCAUUCCCGGAAGAUGAACCUGACCCGUGGAAUAAACCUGCGGAAAAUUGCCGAGCUGAUGCCAGGGGCCUCAGGCGCAGAGGUCAAGGGUGUUUGCACAGAGGCUGGUAUGUACGCCCUGAGAGAGAGGAGAGUUCAUGUAACCCAGGAAGAUUUCGAGAUGGCGGUCGCAAAGGUGAUGCAGAAAGACAGCGAGAAGAACAUGUCCAUCAAGAAGCUCUGGAAAUAGACCCGUCAGCACCGCCUUGCAGCCUCACCUAUAUUGUUUUGUUUUCUUCUGUGACUUGGUUUAUAGUUGUUACCUAAGUUUAUUUUAAAUAAAUGGUAUCUCCUGCUGAGAA
Messenger RNA from Colossoma macropomum (tambaqui), 1434 nucleotides. It is a transcript of the gene psmc5, whose product is annotated as proteasome 26S subunit, ATPase 5. Bases 12 to 1322 code for a protein of 436 amino acids. Gene Ontology annotation, biological process: proteasome-mediated ubiquitin-dependent protein catabolic process. NCBI's taxonomy places the organism in Eukaryota, Metazoa, Chordata, Actinopteri, Characiformes, Serrasalmidae. The transcript has 12 exons. The record is from RefSeq and is a predicted model, not a curated record. Gene Ontology annotation, molecular function: ATP hydrolysis activity; ATP binding; proteasome-activating activity. Gene Ontology annotation, cellular component: proteasome regulatory particle, base subcomplex.